CAACAUCUAAAGCAAAGUGUCAAAAAUAAAUGCGACAACACCAAUUCGCCUCACCAGUUAAAGCCGUUAGACGGUGUCGCCACUAUAUGUCGUUCAUUGAAUCAAAAUUCGAAUUGAGUAUGACAACGAUCAAACAAAUGCCAUCAAAUAGCACACAACACAAGUGAAGCCUAGUGAAAAAAUACGCAAAAAGUAUAUUAUGAUUACAGUUCAGCCGUUUGAAUAAAUUUUGUUGAAUUUAAAUUCACCGGUUUAUGUGCAAGUGUUUAUCAUUUUGGAUAAGAAAUAAUUAACAAAAUGGCAUUUGAGGAUACACGACCACGAAAUCCAGAGCAUGCCCGAUUGAUUGAACAAAUGUACGAUCCGGAGCGUUUGCGAAGGGAAGUGGCAGAAGAAAAUUCCAAUGGUCUAGAUUCGGAGCAAAGCAUCGAUGAUCAUUUGGAUAACACAGACGAGUUCCGAUAUUGGGCGCGCAAAAAGCUUAAGGGCACCAAUCUGGAUCCAGAAAACCGAAAGCCAAUGCAGAUUUCGGACAGUCCAUUAUCUGACUACAACAUUGAAUUCACACGUUUGAAUAGAACCAUGGAUUCGAUAACACCAUCGUCUCUGUCGAGUCUGCAUAUUCCGCAAGCAUCGAGCGAAUCGCUGUCGUUUAACAUGUGUACGCCAAUAGGAAAUGCAAGGAAAAGUCGCCGAACCAUGAGUCGAAUGAGUGGAAAUUAUACACCGAAAUUGAUUUUGCGUGAAAAACAGCAAGCAAGAGUUGAUCGACGGAUAACCAAGGGACGGAUGACAGAGGAUUUUUCGCAACUUUUCAUGCCGAAACAAUGCAGCACACCACGGUCAGAGCGCAAGCGAAAUUCAUUCUUAUCUCGGCCGGAAACCGACGACAAAGAGGAAAGGGAGUCGGUUGUUAGCUUAUCGAAUGGAGAUGCACACGAUAGUGAUGACAAUCAAUCCGAUCGAACGCUAACAAAUGAGAAUAAAGCUGCUGAAGGAGUUUCCACAUCCGUGAUACCCGAAACACAGCCCCACGACACCAUAAUUCCUGAGACACAGGACCUACCCGAAACAGAAGAUUUCAUUCCAGAAACUCAAGAAAAUGAUAUGCCAGCUACACAAGACGAUGUAGCUAAUAGUCCAGUGCAAGCACAGGUGACACAACCGAAUACCGAGCAGCAGGCUGAGCCUCGAGCAAAUUUAUCAAAUAUUUCGGAUAUAAAUACACGAAGAAUUCAACCGCGACCACCAAUUCGAGGUCAAUCAAAGAUUGUAACACCAUCGAAAUUUGUUCCAUCAACUACACCGAUUGCCAAACCAAUUCCGAAGACGCCAUCGCGUUUGCCGCUCCCAAUAUCACGAACGCCAAAACCGAUUCGAACAAUAGCACUCACUCCUCUCACACCGAUUGUGGUUGAAGGGAUACCGAGGCCGCAUGUUGAUGAAGUGACAUCAUCGAACGCUCAGAAUGCUGAAGACCGAAUCGUCAUACUUCGUACGCCGCACUCAAUUCGAUCAAAUCAGCCCGCUGCAGAGCCACCGACAGUAAUUCCAGCUCCAGCACAGAAUAUCACUGUCAAUGUGAAUGUAAGCAAUUCGCAGCCUCAGUCACCGCACCAAGCAACACAAACGACUCGCACACACGAUCAACACAUCGAAAAUGCAACAAAUGGUGGAGAUUCUGGUGGUGACCGACGGAAUAAUAGCACCAAUGACAGCCUCAUGACUGAUGACAGUGAUUCGAAUGGCAAUGACGCAAAUUUGUCUGGUAGUCGAAACGAAACGCCCAGAGGCGAUAGCAGCAAUAUUUCGGCACGUCGAAGACUAUUCACAAAAGAUGAUGCUGAUCAGACUCGACGCAGUGCGACAUUCAACAAAGUUGACAACUUGACGCAAACAAUCGAUAAAAACAUGACGCGAACAAUCCCGGGAGAAUCGACCCAUUCACCGUCCGCAAAUGGCAAUCAAUUUCGAACUCGUUCAAAAAAUUCCAUUCCACAUUCAACCGCGAAAAGUCCAAGUGCUAUUGCAUCAAAUUCACAAACAUUUGCCAAACCAAAAACAUCAUUACAAAACGCAACCUAUGAUGUUCCAGCGGGAAAUCGGCCAAUUCGGUUCUCAGUGGAUAAUCGACAAUCGACUGUAGGAAUUAACAGUGAAGAAUUUCUCAACUCGCUAACAUCGCCGCAGAGAACGUACAAUAAAAAUGGGAGUACAUUCAGUAGUAUGGCCGAAUUGCCGUCAGAUGCAAUUCUUGGUUCGAUUGAUGUAUCGGAUGAUGCAAUGAAUGUGGAUGAAGCGAACGAAGCGGAUGCCAUUGAAGAUUUAAGCAAAAAUGAUGAACAACCACCUUGCAGCAGUAGUAAACUGAAUAAGAAGCAAAUUUCGCAGAAAAUCGAUCUCAAUUCACCGUCAUGGAAUCCAUUGGUGAUGGUAAAUCGCAUUCCUGAUCAAACAAAAUCAAUUCCAAAAGCCAUUGCAAACGUAUCAAAUAUACGCAUAAGCCAAUUAUACCCCUUACCGCCGCCAGACGAAUUUCAAGAUAGUGAAUUGGUAAUGGAAAGAUCGCCGGGCGCACAAAAAAUAAUCCGAGAACGAAUAUCGAACUUGCAACAAACCCUGCACGAACAACAAAAUGAGUCAUUGCCGAAAAAUGGACGUAUGCGCCGUGCAUCAAAAAAGAGUGUUCCACUUGAUGAAAAUUUGGUUGUUGUAGACAAAAAUCUCAAGAAAAUUGUUGAGAAAAAAAGUAUGGCACCGUCAGAAAAGCCAAAACCGCGUCGACUUCGAUCAAUGUUGGAGAUCCAUGAAAAAGAUGACGAUGAUUCGGCAUUCAAAAAACCAGAUGCGCCAGCUCCACGAAAAUCAAAAGCAACCACGGCCAAUGAAUCAAAUUCAACUAAUAAAUCUGUGCCAACAAUGGAAGAAUCACAAGAUCAGGAAGAACUGGUUGAUGUUCAACCACUGGAUGACGAUGACGAAUUUGAUACAGACAAUCAUGUCAUCCAAGACAAUGAACCGAGUACAUCGAAUCAAACAGUGCAAAGAGACCCAACACCACCACCACCGCGAACAUCAUCGAAACGUAAGAAGAACGCUCAAUCGAAAAGUCAAUCCAAAUCUAAAACCAAAACCAAAGAACCAGUGGCUACUACAGAAGAGGUGGAAGAUAGCCCAUUAAACGACGUCACAUCAAACGAAAUCGGCACAAGACGAUCACGACGUAAUCGAAGCGAAAAUGCUGAUAUCAUGAUGCGUCGAGCUGCUUUUGCCGCGUCGCUACCUUCUAAAGCCGAAAAGCGAACGUCAAAAUCAGUUCAUGCUGUGCAUCGCACAGAGCCUGUAAUUCCGAAUCGAAAUGAUCCCGAGAGUGAACCGCCACGAAAGAAACAACGCGCACAAUCCGAAAUCGGGCACAAAAUUACACGGCCACCGUCUUCUUCAAGCAAAUCGGUUCGAUCAAUGAAAAUUGACGUGAACACGAGCAAAUUGGACAGAACAACGGGACAACAUACGGAGGCGGAUGGCAAUCGUAAUAAUAUUGCGACGUUUACACAAGAGCUCGAUGAACACAUAAAGAAAAAAUCACAACAAAAACUGCGAUGGUGGCGAGAGCUACUCGAUAUUGCCGAAAAGGGUCCAAUCGUGCAUAAUGAUGCAGAAGUCGAUGUUGAGUACAUAAGAACAAAAUAUGGACAACUGGAAAUUUCAUCAACGGAUAAAAUUGGAUAUACGGAAGUGGAUGGUGUUGACUAUGGUUUUGUGCCGGCACGUAUAAGACGUGUUGGUAUGAUGCGAUUCAAACCGAAAUCGGCAAAGGCUGAAGGACUCACCUCAGUCGAACUGGAAUUGCACAUUUUGCGCGGUCAAUUCAGAGUACAAUCUAACAACGAGGAGAUAGAUGCACACGCUGGCUCAGAUAUAACUAUUCCGAAAGAUGCUACGUAUGGAUUGAACAAUUAUAGUGAUGAUGUUGGAAUCAUACAAUUCACAUAUGCAACGGACAUGUGAUGAAAACUCAGUUAACUGAGUAUCACAUGAACAAGAGCAGUUGAAAAAAGAAAUGUUAUGGAAUGUUCAAAAGAAAUCGUUCUUUUCGCAUUAAUAAAUACUCUACCUUUAAGUUGAAUUUAAUAGCAUUUAGCAUAAUUUAAAAUCAGGCCAUUAACAAAAAGAAAUGUAAACGCAUUCGCAACACACAAAAAAAGAAGAUUGGUCUACAAUAGACGUGUAAGAGUUUUUGCAUGGCCUUUUUUUCGCCAUGAAUUCAGCCUUUGAAAUAAAAGAAAGUUAUUAGAUUUGGUAA
This is a messenger RNA of Sitodiplosis mosellana (orange wheat blossom midge), 4306 nucleotides long. RefSeq lists its product as uncharacterized. The record is from RefSeq and is a predicted model, not a curated record. Bases 298 to 4011 code for a protein of 1237 amino acids. NCBI's taxonomy places the organism in Eukaryota, Metazoa, Arthropoda, Insecta, Diptera, Cecidomyiidae. The transcript has 8 exons.